GACAUCUACAGCUUUACUUCUAUGAUACAGAAGAUGAGGCCUUGUCACAUAGAGCCAAGAGGUCUCCUGAUCUUGAUAUUAAUCUCAUCCGGAAUAUCCUUGCAAUUCUUCAUGAUAACCCAUAUGUUCAUACUUUCAAGAGAAAUGGUGCUUUUCCAAACUUGGAUGAUUACCGGAUUGAACUCAAUACAAACGUCACGCCUGAUCAGAGAAGGUACAAUGCCCCAACAACAUCCCAAGUUGCUGCUAUCUCUGGAUGGAAGGGAACGAUCCACAAAGGUGUUUUGAUAGGAGCGUGGUUGUAUAUGGCAAGACUGAUCAUCGUCCGCAGUAUAUCCGAGCAUACCAUGGUUGUUAUGACCCAUUAGCUUAUCCUAUAUAUAACCCACGAGGUGAAACAGGAUAGAACAAGUUCAUGCCGUACAGUGGGGUUCCACUAGUUCCAUCAUCCGCAACUCCGGCUUCUACUAAUAAUGUUAAUAACAGGGUUGAUGGGACUACUGGUGGUUAUCAAGCUGAUAAUAAUAAUGAAAAUCAAGUGGAAGAAGGUGACAAUGACAUUCAAGAAGGUGACAUGCUAAGUGGAGUUGCAGAUGUAGCACAGUCCACAAGAUAUGUAACUGCACGUGAAUACUACUGCUUCAAGUUGCAAGUUAGACGAGGCAUUUUUAACAUUAUAUUAUUUGGAGGACGUCUUUUCAAGCAAUGGGCUGUAGAUAUGUAUAUAAAGAUUGAGUCUAUGAGGCUAGAUUGGUACUCUAAUCCUGAUAACCAAAAGCUAAUACGGGCAGAGCUAUACCAGGGACUGGUUGAUGUUAUCUCUGCUGGAGAGACACAGGGUUCUAAAGUUGGCAAGAGAAUUGUGUUGCCAAGAUCAUUCCCAGGAUGUGAUCGAGACAUGCAACAAAGAUUCCUUAAUGCUAUGGCUAUUGUGCAGCGUUUUGGAAAGCCAGAUUACUUCAUCACCAUGACAUGCAAUCCAUACUGGGAAGAGAUAACAAGCAAUCUCGAACCGGGACAGGAACCACAAGAUAGGCCAGAACUUGUUGCAAGAGUGUAUAGGGCAAAGUUGCGAGAUCUAAAAGAUCUUCUGAUCAAGAAGAAGUAUUUUGGUGAUGUUGCUGCAUACGUCCAUGUUACAGAGUUCCAAAAGAGGGGGCUGCCACAUGAGCAUUUCUUGUUAAUCAUGAAGUCAGGGAGUAAGUUGACAACCCCAGAUGCAUAUGACCGUGUUAUUUCAGCAGAGAUACCAGACAAGGACAAAUAUCCAGAGUUGCAUGAUCUGGUAAUCAGUCAUAUGCUCCAUGGACCAUAUGGCGUGCUAAACAAAAAUUGUGCAUGCAUGGUGUAACAGAACCGACCAAAUUAUAAGAGA
Messenger RNA from Sorghum bicolor (sorghum), 1375 nucleotides. RefSeq lists its product as uncharacterized. The record is from RefSeq and is a predicted model, not a curated record. Bases 416 to 1351 code for a protein of 311 amino acids. Lineage: Eukaryota; Viridiplantae; Streptophyta; Magnoliopsida; Poales; Poaceae. The transcript is spliced from 3 exons.